This is a messenger RNA of Styela clava, 2437 nucleotides long. NCBI's taxonomy places the organism in Eukaryota, Metazoa, Chordata, Ascidiacea, Stolidobranchia, Styelidae. The record is from RefSeq and is a predicted model, not a curated record.
UCUAGAGUUUGACUUAUAAAGCUCACACAUAUUAUAAUAUGGCUACUAUGUGAAUGAAUGCUGAAAAAUACAUGGAAUGCCAACUAAAACUACGUCAUGAGUAGUAUGAUAUUUGUAUUUUAUUUUCUAUGCGAUGGUGUUUUGAAUUCCGGCAUAUUGCUUAAUAUUGAUGAAUAGAAUAUAUCCAUCUUACACCCAUGUACCAGCAUAUCAAUGGUGAUACGAGAAAACUUUGAUGACAAGAGAUUUACCCGAGUUCGUAAUCUUAUUCAUCUACCCGCCAGCAGAUGUGUUGUGUUAGCGAAGCGCUCGCUGGCUACCGCUGUGUACAUGUGUUGUGUGGGUGACAAGGUGCGAUGUGGAUGAUGAUGCAAGAAUUGCAAGUAAUCCGCUAAAAUUGUUUUCAAGCUUUCCUUAUUUCUGUGUCAUUUAUGAAUGGGAUUUUGCUACGCGGCAUAAGGUGUGAAACAAGGAUAAACAAAGUUUAAAAAGCUGAAAUUACGCUAAGAAGACAAUCGGACAAUAUGAACCAAGACGCCAGUACGGGUAAUCUGUCGACUAUAACUCCACGUUCCCGGCAUGUGAGGGAUUUCAUUGUUGAUUUCCUGGCUGGAUCCGCAGGGGGUACUGCUUGUGUAUACUGCGGCCAGCCGCUAGACACUAUAAAAGUAAAAAUGCAAGCGUUUCCAGGCUUCUAUAGAGGAGGAUUGGACUGCUUCAAACAAAUUCUAAAAUCGGAAGGGCUCAACGGUUUAUACAAAGGAUCUGUGCCAGCUCUUGUUUGUAAUGUUGCUGAAAAUUCUGUUUUGUUUGUGGCUUUGGGGUUUUCUAAAAAGUUUGUAGCUUCUGUUUCUAAUACUGAUUAUAAAAAAUUAAGCACGCUGCAAAUGGCCUCUGCUGGUAGUAUCGCUUCAAUUUUUUCUGCUAUGGUGGUUUGUCCCAAUGAGCUAAUAAAAUGUAGAAUGCAAGCACUGACAGAAAUGGCUGCUUCUGGGAAAAUUGUGAAUAAAUCUAUGGGCCCAUGGGGUAUAGUUAGACAAAUUAUGAGGGAAAGGGGUCCGAGUGGAUUUAUGACUGGUAUUACGAGUACAUGGGCUAGGGAGUUACCUGGUUACUUUGCAUUUUUUUAUGGGUAUGAGUUAACAAGAGACCUUUUAACUCCGGCUGGUAAAACAAAAAAUGACAUUGGACCUUUGGGCUUAAUGUUUGCUGGGGGAACAGCUGGUGUGUUUUUGUGGAUUCUUGUUUAUCCAAUUGAUGCUGUGAAAUCACAAAUACAAGUUUUAUCACAGACAGGAAAACAGUAUGGCUUUCUGAAAACAUUUCGUGGUGUUGUGCGAACUAAAGGAUUUUUUUCUCUAUAUUCUGGGUUGUUACCGUGUAUCAUACGAAGCUAUCCAGCAAACGGAGCUUUGUUUCUUGCAUAUGAAACCACCCAGAAGCUUCUAGAAAACUUCUAGAGAGUAAUAUUUGAAACCACUAUAGAAAUCUUGGAUUUAUAAUUAUGAAUUGAAGAUGAAACAUCUUAGAUGUAGUUUUUUUCAUCUAUAAUUUCUAGCCUCCAUCUUCUUAUUUCAUUUGCCAAAGGCAAAAUUUCUUCCUGUUGAAGACAAUAUUCUGUUUUAUCUAAUUUGAAUUGUAUUAAUUUGUGUUUUAAAUAAACCACUGAUUGUUCUUUAUGAAUCUGGACUGAUUCCUGAACUCAAAAGCAUUGCCUGAUUCUGAAUCGUGUUUUUUGUAUGCUUGUAUUAUUAUUAUUUUUUUUGGUGGGCGGGCGCGUACUUUUACGUUUUUUAACUUUAUUUAAAGUUAUGCUCGCCUUCCAGGUAUCUCUGCAUGUUGUUUGUUCGUCUACUUUUUGUGCUGUUUUGUUUUUAUGUCAGAGUACCGAAAUAAAUGAUUGAUUGAUUGAUACAUUUAGAGUAUCAAUAUUCAGGUGUAUUCUUGUGAUGCGAAAAGUUGAUUAGAAACCUUCAUAUAGUUGUAUUACUAUUACUCCACCUAUAUUUAUUCCAAGAAAUGUUACUAAAAUUUUUACCUGUUAUAGGUCACCCUCUCACUUUUUAAUUUCUAGUCAAUCAUGACUUUAAAAUGAAUUCUAAUAUUGUAAGUUUCUUAUGAACAUUGUAAAGUUUUAACUGGGGAGGUCUCUAAAAACACUGUUUGCAUAUAUGCCUCAGCUGAAAUUUCUUUGCUUCAUAAUUCCUUUAUUUUGUGAUAUGAUACAUGCAUUCUAUUACAGAAUAGUUAUUUUGCAUGGCUAAUGCUGGCUGAGACCCAACUCUGUAAAUAUAUUUCCCAAUAAUCAAGUGCAAACCAUAUUUAAAUUUGAAUUCUAAAACUUUAGCUGAAUUGCGAAUAAUUUUUGAUCAGUGAAGCUGUGUGUUGUUUUUCCUAAUUAUCAUUUUAAUGUGAUAUGAAUUAUUGUUUUAUUAGA